Molecule: messenger RNA, 3029 nt
Organism: Rattus norvegicus (Norway rat)
Lineage: Eukaryota; Metazoa; Chordata; Mammalia; Rodentia; Muridae
Source: RefSeq, a predicted model, not a curated record
GCUCGGCUCCGCGGCCGCGGUGGCCUCGGAGGUGGCUGCGAUGAUGGCCCCAGAGGCGGCGAACCGGAAUGACACUUACCGGGCAGGUGCGCGUCUGGGCCGAGCGAGGACGGAGGGAGGGGUCGGAAGCAAAUCCCGGCCUCAGCCAGAGCGGAGCUCGGCUGGCUGCGGCUCUCUCCGUGCGCCCGCCGCUUCCUCUGCCGCCGCGCCGCCCGCCAGCCCCGAAGGAGGGGGCGCGCCAGCGGCUCCACCCUCCUUCUCCCGCCCCCUGCACCCCUCCUUCUCCCUGCUUCCCUCUGGGCUACCUGUCAGCUCCAGCAGUGCGGAGGUGGGGAUGGCAACCGCCGAGAUACGCUCCUGAGGGUGGUGCACCAGUUUCAAGCUCCAGGACUCCGGAGUCCAGAUCUGUCCCGGGAGGAGGAAGCACGGUCUCUUCUGAUGAGGUUCCUCCACUUGGAGCCACCUACCAAUCUGCGGUAAAGGGGCUGAAGCUGGAGAUCUGGAGGCGAGAGGGCCGUCUGGGCCGAGCCCACAAAAGCUCAGUCCAGGAAGGAUUCCAAUGGACUGUGGGAGGCGCAGUGUCCCCAGAAAAGGACCACACAGCCCCAGCAAUCUCAACCCUCUGGUUCCAGCCUGCAGGCCUGGCCUAAGCAAUGUUUCAGGCAUUGGUGAAGACCCAUGUGACGGAAUCCAUGUUGAGGUGGGACUGCAGAGACGGGCCCACCAUCUCGUCACACUCCGGUCAGGAUGCUCUUCAGUCAGCUACCCAGUUACUGGCCUUCAGCGGCCACCCCUACCACUCUCCUGCCCGUCCAGUCUGUCCACUUCCAAGUCCCACUCUCAGGGCUGUCUCUCACUCUGACCAUCCUAGGGUCCUCUUCUGCCCAAUGCAUUCUUCUCAGGUCCUAUUAAUUCUACUGAGGAGCGAUGGAAUUACGCAAAACGCUGUUUCCGUGAGGGGGAGGGGAGGGCAGGGCGGUGGCAGAGUGGCUCUUUGUGCUUUUAAUCUGCAUUUUCCCCUCAACAUUCCAUCUCUAGGAGGAUAAUUUUCCAGCCUUUUCAGGCCCUGAUUGGUAUCAUUUCUCCGGCAAUGACAGCUUUUAUUUUCCCCGAAAUGAAUGCCGUGAAAUUUCCAAGAAAUAUAAAAAUGGAUAUUGUCUCAAGGAGCCGACUACUCCAAAGGCAAGGCACAGAGGCAAACAUGCUUCUCCAGGGAUUCCCACAGCAGCCACAGGAAGAUAGGGACCCCAGUCCUCAGUCCUUUUUUUUUUUUUUUUUUUUUUUAGUUUUGUGCUUCCUUCCUCUGGGGUCAGCCCUUGGACUCCCUUCUGGUCAUCAUUCACACAUUCGGCCGCCAUUGAUCCAUUCAUCUGUCUCCCAGCCAGGUUCUUUGGGCCUCCCAAUCUUCCUGUUCUGUUCGACAUCUUAUUCUCCACACUGAGCCCUGAGUGCAGGACCAGGGUCAGCUGAAGUUAGCUUAGAAUUGGGUCCACUGACCUCUAGGUCCUUGUCACCCUGAUGUGUCCUGUGAUUAGGCUGUCCAUAGAAAGGGUCCAAUGACCCACCCCUUCUCUAUCAGGCCUAUCUUGCUCUAUCAGUCUCUGAGGUUCUCAGAGAUCCUCCUUUAGUUGCUAUGUGCUCCCAGAUCUGAUAAGGAUUCGAUUGACAGGACGAGGCCAUGCCUAGCUGAGUCCAGCAGAGCUGCAAACGAGGUUCUAGAAGCCCAACUUGGGAAAAGAAGGCAGGUGGCAGUCAGAGAAGGCACAAGGGGGUGCGAGGGACAGAAGAAGAGAGUUUGGAAGCAGUUCUCUGCCUCCACUCGAGCCAAAGUCAUAUCCCAACUACUCCGUUGAUGGAGUGUCCUUGAUGGAGUGUCAUUGGGUCUGUGUUCUAAGGAAGGAGCCCCUGUAGCUCCAUCUCUGGGGCAGCAGCAUUCAAAGGACUCACGGCUACUGAGCAGGCACUAAGGUGCUGUGUGUCUCACCCUAAACAAGGGCCAUAUCCUAAAGCCAGACCAGCCAAUCCAAGGCCCAGCUCUGGUCAGUGCCAGCUCACCUCUGUACCAUGUGGGAUAGAACCCUGGCCCCAGAAGUGGGACAGCUCUGGGCUCCACCACAGCCUCUCUCUGAUCCAGCCAGUGCCCCCGUCUCCUAGCAGGAGUUGUUGUCUCUAGGCCACAACCAGUUUCCUGCCCUCUGCCUGGCCUCCCUGGGCUUAUCCAUCCAUUAUUCACAGCACAAAAUGGAUUUUUAAUUUGAGAAAUGAAAUGACUCUCCCUAGUGGCUGGUGUGGCAGGAGGGGUGGGGGAGAGAAAGGUUGGCUCUUAGAGAUGACUGCACGUUGCUGGCUAUGGCUUUUCUUGAUAAAAUGAAUGCCCACAGCAAGUGUUGGGGAGGAUGGGGGGCCACAGAUAUGUGUCCCCCCACCCCCCCACCCAUACCCAUGCCUUUACUAAUGCUGUUGCUGUCACUGUUUGAGUUAAGAAUGCCCAUCAGUCCUGUGGUGGCCCCUCAGUGAGGUCUGGGAGUAGCUAGAACCAGCCACCUAGUUGCUUUCUCUUGGCUGAUCUGUCACCUUUCAAAGUUCUGGUCCUCACUGUCUGUUCAUCUGGCUUCCCAGGAUUCGGCCCCUCCAAUAACUCACAGAUCAACCUGGAUUUUUAAAUUGUAUAUUAUUCAUUAGUUAGUUAUUGCAAUAGGGUCUUAUAUGUAGUCCCUGGUCUGGAACCCCUGUGCUCAGGUGAUCCUCCUGCUGCGACCUGUAAGUAGUCAGGAUCACAGUUAGAGUCAUUAAGCAUGCCAGGCUAUGAAAUGGCUUUUCCCCCUUUUCCGAGAUAGGGUUUCUCUGUGUAGCCCUCACUGGCAUGUAACUCACUCUGUAGCCUAGGCUGGCCUCAAACUCAGAGAUCUACCUGCUCCUUCCUUUUAAGUGCUGGGACUAAAGGGUACACCCCCACGCCUGACAUGAAAUGGCUUUUUAAUUUGUGAAAUAAAAUGUCACUCCCUGGUGGCUGGGGUGACAGAGACCAA